Molecule: messenger RNA, 1893 nt
Organism: Impatiens glandulifera
Lineage: Eukaryota; Viridiplantae; Streptophyta; Magnoliopsida; Ericales; Balsaminaceae
Product: hexokinase-1-like
Exons: 8
Coding region: 232-1728 (498 amino acids)
Biological process (GO): intracellular glucose homeostasis; glucose 6-phosphate metabolic process; glycolytic process
Cellular component (GO): cytosol; mitochondrion
Molecular function (GO): fructokinase activity; mannokinase activity; D-glucose binding
Source: RefSeq, a predicted model, not a curated record
GCCCAAGUCCCAAUCUUUUGGCUUUCCCCACCUUCCACUCUAUCUUCUCUCUCUACUGAUAUGACCUCUUCCUCUUAGCCGAACACAUGAUAUUUCUAGUCAAUUGAAAGUUCGACUAAUCCGCCCACUAUCUUUAGACGGCAUUUCUCAGACAACGAGAGCAAAAGAACUCAUCUUUACAGGAACAACUAUAACCUAUUGCGGAUUCUACCGAUCUGGACUUUUUCUGUAAUGGGAAAGAUAACUGUUUGCGUUGUAGCAGUAUCGGCUGCCGCGGUUUGCGCCGCCGCCGCACUGAUUGUUCGCCAUCGUCUGAGGAGCUCUGGUCAAUGGGCAAAGGCGAUAGCGAUACUGAGAGAGUUCGAGGAAAAGUGUGAUACUCCAAUUGGGAAGCUGAAGCAAGUGGCCGACGCUAUGACCGUUGAGAUGCAUGCUGGUCUUGCAUCUGAAGGUGGCAGUAAGCUCAAGAUGCUCAUCAGCUACGUUGACAAUCUUCCUACAGGUGAUGAGAAAGGUUGGUUUUAUGCAUUAGACCUUGGUGGUACAAAUUUCCGUGUGUUGCGUGUGCAAUUGGGUGGAAAAGACAAUCGAGUUGUUAAAAAAGAAUUUGAGGAAGUAUCCAUUCCUCCUCACUUGAUGGUUGGGAGUUCAAAUGAACUGUUUGAUUUCAUUGCAAAGGCGCUUGCUGAUUUCAUUGAUACAGAGGAUGAGGAGUUCCAUAUUCCGCCUGGCAGGCAAAGGGAGCUCGGUUUUACUUUCUCAUUCCCUGUUAGGCAGACAUCGAUUGCUUCUGGGACUCUCAUCAAAUGGACCAAAGGGUUCUCUAUUGAGGAUGCGGUUGGACAGGAUGUUGUUGGCGAGCUGACGAAAGCCUUGGAAAGAGCCGGGGUCGACAUGCGUGUGGCAGCCUUAGUUAAUGAUACAAUAGGAACCUUGGCAGGAGGAAGAUAUAACAACCCCGAUGUCAUCGCUGCUGUCAUAUUGGGUACUGGAACCAAUGCUGCCUAUGUCGAAAGGGCGAAUGCGAUUCCCAAAUGGCAAGGUCUACUGCCCAAAUCAGGGGAGAUGGUUAUUAAUAUGGAAUGGGGCAAUUUCCGAUCUUCACAUCUUCCGUUAAGUGAAUAUGAUUCUGCACUUGACGAUGAGAGUCUGAACCCGGGGGAACAGAUUUUUGAGAAGAUCAUUUCAGGAAUGUAUUUGGGUGAAAUAGUCCGCAGAGUUCUACUCAGAAUGGCGGAAGAAGCUGCAUUUUUUGGUGAUACCGUCCCCCCAAAACUGAAAAUUCCGUUUGUACUCAGGACUCCUCACAUGUCAGCCAUGCAUCACGACUCUACUCCGGACCUGAAAGUGGUUGCGAGCAAGUUGAAGGAUGUGUUCGAGAUAUCGAAUACCUCGCUUAAGACAAGAAAGAUAAUAGUAAAACUGAGUGACAUUGUCGCCACGCGUGGAGCACGUCUAUCUGCAGCUGGGAUCUUCGGAAUUCUCAAGAAAAUAGGAAGAGAAACGGUUAAGGAUAUCGAUAACAAGAAGAAGUCGGUUAUAGCACUGGAUGGGGGGCUGUUCGAGCACUAUGGGAAAUUCAGCAGUUAUAUGGUGAGUACUCUCGAUGAGUUGCUAGGGGAAGCAUCGGAAAAUGUUGUCGUAGAGCUCUCUAGCGAUGGCUCUGGGAUCGGAGCCACUCUCUUGGCCGCCUCUCACUCGCAAUACUUGGAGCUUGAAGAAUCCUGACCAUGGCCAUGACUGGUAUCUUUAUGUUGUUGUGUCAAAGUUAUCAUCAUUCACCGUUCAACAGAAAUAGAAUAAAUCUGAACCUGGAAAAUGUUUUUUCCUAAAUUGUCCCAUUUGGAAACCAAAUCUAGACGAGAAGUCGUCGUUGAUAGAUUUAUUUGAAAA